This is a messenger RNA of Panicum hallii, 1962 nucleotides long. RefSeq lists its product as uncharacterized. Bases 6 to 1892 code for a protein of 628 amino acids. NCBI's taxonomy places the organism in Eukaryota, Viridiplantae, Streptophyta, Magnoliopsida, Poales, Poaceae. The transcript has 5 exons. The record is from RefSeq and is a predicted model, not a curated record.
CGGCCAUGAUGAAGGCGUCGGCAGCGGAGGAGGCGGCCACCAAGGGCAUGGCCACCCUGCUGAGCCUUCUCCGUGCCAGCACGUCGGAAGAGAAGAUCAGCGCCGUCUCCGCUGCCGGAGCAGGGGACGAGAAGGUGGAGUGGCUCCGGUCGCAGCUGAUCGGCAAGGACGUCGAGUUCGACACGCCGUUCGGCCGCCGCGUUCUCACGUACGCCGACCAGACGGCGUCCGGCCGGGGCCUCCGGUACAUCGAGGACUACAUCGUCAACGAGGUCCUCCCCUUCUACGGGAACACGCACACGGAGGACAGCCACGUCGGGAGCAAGACGACGCGGCUGGUGCACAAGGCGGCGCGCUACGUGAAGCGCUGCAUGGGCGCCGGCCCCGGCGACGCGCUGCUCUUCUGCGGCGCCGGCACCACGGCGGCCAUCAAGCGCCUGCAGGAGUUCAUGGGCGUCGCCGUGCCGUCCGUCGAUCUGCGCGAGCGCCUCGCCGCGCAGCUGCGGACGGAGGAACGGUGGGUGGUCUUCGUGGGGCCGUACGAGCACCACUCCAACCUGCUCUCGUGGCGGCGGAGCCUCGCCGAGGUCGUCGAGAUCGGCGUCGACGCCGACGGGCUCGUGGACGUGGCCGCGCUCCGCCGCGCGCUCGCCUCGCCGGAGUACGCGGACCGGCCCAUGCUGGGCUCCUUCUCGGCGUGCAGCAACGUCACCGGCGUCAUGACGGACACGCGCCAGCUCGCGCGCGUCCUGCACGAGAACGGCGCGUUCGCGUGCUUCGACUUCGCCGCGAGUGGACCAUACGUGAAGAUUGACAUGAAAUCUGGUGAAAUGGACGGCUACGAUGCGGUCUUCUUGAGCCCACACAAAUUUGUUGGUGGACCAGGCACACCAGGCAUCCUUCUGAUGAACAAAGCAUUGUACCGGCUGAACUCCCAGCCUCCAUCAACUUGCGGCGGUGGCACCGUGGCCUAUGUCAAUGGCUUCAAUGAGAAGGAUACAUUGUACUACGAUGACGUCGAGGAGCGGGAGGAUGCCGGCACGCCGCCGAUCAUCCAAAAGAUCCGUGCAUCGCUCGCGUUUUGGGUCAAGGAGUACAUUGGGUAUGACACGAUGAGCAUCCGAGAGCGAGUCUACGCGGAGAUGGCAAUGAAAAGGCUUGCCAGCAACCCAAACGUAAGGGUUCUCGGCAACACAAACGCGGAACGCCUACCGAUCUUCUCCUUCCUCAUCUACCCUCCGGUGCCCAGUUCGCUGCUUGAUGUGCCCUAUGGGCCUGGUUGCCGUAGUCCUUCAUCAGGUGAUCUGACGCGCAAGCGUCUCCCUCUCCAUGGACGCUUUGUCACAAGGCUCCUUAACGAUCUUUUCGGCAUCCAAGCAAGGGGAGGCUGCGCGUGCGCAGGCCCCUAUGGCCACACACUGCUCAACAUCGAUAACGAGCUCUCCCUUCGCAUCCGGUCCAUGAUUCUUAAGGGUUACAAUGGACUGAAGCCAGGGUGGACUAGGCUGAGUUUUUCUUACUACCUGUCCAAGGAGGAGUUCAGAUUCAUCCUCGCCGCCAUUGAGUUCAUCGCGUCUUAUGGCCACUGGUUCCUCCCACUUUACAAAUUUGACUGGAACACCGGUGACUGGACAUUCCGUAAGCAGGCAAUCAAGUACCAAAUCAUGAAGGAGGAGCUGGAUCUUACCACUGGUGUUGAUCUCCUGGCUGAAAAUGUGCAGACAAAGAUUGCAGAUGAACUGGAGAAGAAACAGGGGGUUGAUCAGAAGAAGUUUGAGGGCUACUUAGACAACGCCAAGAAGAUUGCACUCUCCUUACCAGAUAUCAGUCAUCAGGUUGCUGCUAGUGUUCCAAAAGGAGUUGACCGUGACUUGGUCCUUUUUCAUAUAUAGAAAAUCAGACUGAUUAGACUUAUUGUGGUUAUAACAACGUAACAAGCAACAGCUUUCAGAGCUCUGAGUU